AUGACCUCGCCCUUUGUGCUUAUACUGGCUACUGGCCUUGAACUCGACACCCAAAUCGCACUCAAGUUUGCACCCCAUUACCCCAUCGCAUUCCUCUGCGAUGCUCAACACAACGUGGACCACUUGGUCAAGGCAGUUGAGGAAGCAGGCGGGGAGAUAGCAGUGUUUGAAACAAACCUGUCCGCCACCGAGCAGCUCUCAGCCUCUAUAUCCACUAUUACGAGCCAUUUCGGAAGUCGAUGCGCCGCAGCAAUCUUCCAAUUACGCAACGAACCCACUGCUGCAGCCGGAUUUCUUGACCAGGCCGCUGUGGAUUUCCGCGAGAAAGCCGUAUUGCCCAUUAAAAACGCCUACGCCUUUUCUCGGCUGACAGUACCUCUACUGGUUAACCACGCCGAUGGCGCGUAUCCUCCUACAUUGAUGUUUGCGGGGACAGCUGGGGAUUCCUACUCAGAUGAGAUCAACGACGGCGCUCUAGUUGCCUUGUCUCGUAGUUUGGGACGGGAGUUUGGGAAGAAGGGCGUCCAUGUCUGCCAUGUCAAGUACAAGGGACUGGGGGUAUCUUCAAAUAGCCAAGACCCGGAAUCUAUAGCGGAAACAUAUUGGCAUUUGCAUACGCAGCCUUUGUCUUGCUUCAGUAAUGAAAUCACCAUCUAG
This is a messenger RNA of Aspergillus puulaauensis, 657 nucleotides long. RefSeq lists its product as uncharacterized. The coding region runs from base 1 to 657 and encodes 218 amino acids. NCBI's taxonomy places the organism in Eukaryota, Fungi, Ascomycota, Eurotiomycetes, Eurotiales, Aspergillaceae. The record is from RefSeq and is a predicted model, not a curated record. The transcript is spliced from 3 exons.